This is a messenger RNA of Macadamia integrifolia, 1710 nucleotides long. RefSeq names its product DNA-dependent metalloprotease WSS1. The transcript has 4 exons. The coding region runs from base 330 to 1472 and encodes 380 amino acids. Lineage: Eukaryota; Viridiplantae; Streptophyta; Magnoliopsida; Proteales; Proteaceae. The record is from RefSeq and is a predicted model, not a curated record.
UUUGCCCUUUUCUUAAUAUUGUAGGGUGCCAAACGCAGCCCUGCUCGUCUUUUGUACUUUUCGUAGGGGUGUUCCCGCUUUGAACUUUAUUCUUGUGCAAAUUUUUGAAUGUGGCCGCGACGAUUCCCCCAAAAUUGAAAAAUAUUUCUACUAUCAUUGGAUCGGGGUGAAAAGCGCCGGAGAGCGAUGGCUAAUCCAUAAGAUUUUGAGAUUGAAUCGAUUCACGGAAGCGGUCAGUCUUUUGAAAUUUUGAUAACAGGAAGAAACUCUUCUAAUUUGAUAGAGGGAAGAGUGUGGUUGUUUGUUCAUCGGUGCUCUGAUAAGGACGGAUGAAUCAGGGCGAUCUUAACAAGGUUUGGGAAAUCAAAACCCUCAUCAGAAGGGACAGAGAAGAUGAAGCACGGAAGCUUCUUCAGAAAAUAGCUAGCCAGGUUGAACCCAUCAUGCGAAAACAUAAAUGGAGAGUUAAGCUUCUUUCCGAGUUUUGUCCGAACAAUCGGUCUCUUCUAGGGUUGAAUGUGGGAAGAGGCGUGCAGGUUAAGCUCAGAUUACGGAUGCCAAAUAGAGAAUCGGAAUUUUACCCCUACCAUCAGGUUCUUGAUACGAUGCUUCACGAGCUGUGCCAUAAUGCCCAUGGCCCUCACAACGCCAACUUCUACAAGCUAUGGGAUGAACUCCGAAAGGAAUGUGAGGAUCUUAUUUCCAAGGGAAUAACUGGCACAGGUGAGGGGUUUGAUCUUCGAGGGAAACGUUUGGGUGGUUCUUCUCGCCAACCCCCUUUGUCAUCUCUUCGCCAAACUGCAUUGACCGCUGCAGAAAAGCGACUGCGUCUUGGAUCUCUACUGCCAUCUGGACCCAAGCGCCUUGGUGGUGACAGCAAUAUUAUGGUUGCACUUAGUCCAAUACAGGCUGCUGCCAUGGCUGCCGAAAGAAGAAUGCAGGAUGAUUUGUGGUGUGGAUCUUCUGGAAUGUUAGGUGAAGAAGAAAGUAAUUCCAAUGAAUUCCAAAAGGUUGCUUGCUCGGGUCCAUCUGCCAAAAGAUCCAAAAAUUCGAAUUGUUCUCAACCACACGAUUCAGUUUUGAAACCUCGGAAGAAAAUUCGUUUGUCGGAUAAUGAGUCAUUUGUCCAUUCUUCUGAUCUGAGGCCAGAAUCUAGUUCUGUGGAUUUAACUGCGGAAGCCUCAAUCUCAGGAUCUAUGCUUAAUCAUGCUGAAACAGAUGAUACUGAGGAUAGAGUUAGUUGGGAGUGUGGAACAUGCACUCUGUUCAAUCCACCAUUAGCUCCAAUUUGUGAUGUUUGCGGUAGCCAAAAGCCUAAAGAUGUUGCAGUGAAGUUCAAGACCUGGUCUUGCAAAUUUUGCACUCUUGAAAACAAUAUCAAGGAAGAGAGAUGCUUUGCUUGUGAACAAUGGAGGUAUUCAAGUGGGCCGCCAGUGUCGUUCCCUGCAUCCAAUGUUGGCGUCUGGGAUUGAUAGCUGGAAAUGGUAUAUUUUCUGUGAGGGAGGAGGGGGGGCUAUAGGAAUUGUUUUAAACUGAUUUCUCCUUUGCUCUUGUCAAUGAAUAUCAUGACUCAUGAUUUGAGAUCUAGUCGUUGACGUUGAUGGAAAUAUGAAUACGGACCCUUGGAUUGGACAUGGAUGUUAGGGUGAAGAAAUAUUAUAUUAAUUUUUACUGCAUCCAAAUUUUACCUGCAAGAAUAUUUUCUCAAAA